Plasmopara halstedii is the source of this 564-nucleotide messenger RNA. RefSeq names its product Mannose-binding lectin. The transcript has a single exon. Lineage: Eukaryota; Oomycota; Peronosporomycetes; Peronosporales; Peronosporaceae. Bases 1 to 564 code for a protein of 187 amino acids. The record is from RefSeq and is a predicted model, not a curated record.
AUGAAGCUCUUUUGCCCCUUCCUUUCUGCGCUAGCUCUUGUUGAAGGUGAUGAUGUACUGAAUCGUAAUGACUUUCAGACGUGUCCAGCGAUAGGUGGACCUCAUGGGAUGGAUUUUUACGAUAUCCUCGGGAUGGACUAUGGGGGAAAAGUGAAGUCUAUCUCGAUAUGUCAUGGUCAUCGUGUGGAUGGCAUUGUCAUGUCUUACGUGUACCCACAUGGUGCGAGCAUCGAUCGGUAUCACGGUAGAAAAAAGAAAUGUCAGUCUUUUGAUUUGGCCCCUGACGAAUACAUCACACACUGGGAAGCGCAUACUGUAAAGGCCGACCGUAAAACAAAAGUUUGCUACGUCAGAUUCACGAACAACAAGGGGGUUUCUUUCGAAGGAGGUCAUAACACAUCGAAUGAAAAUAACAAAGCGGGUUGCGACGCUCCCGAAGGAUAUCAACUUGGUGGAAUAUUUGGGCGCGAAGGAGAUGAGAUUGAUGCGCUUGGUCCAAUUUGGGUAAAGUUAGACGCUCCUCAAUCGAAUCCAGAACUUGACACAAUCCAGCACCCUCUGUAG